AUGUCUCUCCAAACUCCCCGUAUCCUCCCUCAGCAUCUGUCAAACUUCCACCCCAACGCGAAUUCGCGCACGCACACCGUCCGCAUCCUGGGUACCGUUAGCGCGCUCCAGGGCGAAACCGCAAAGAUCACUUGUGGCACCCAUGGAGAUGUGACACUCAUCUUGACACCGGAUGAGCAUUUGCAAAUGGGAAAGCUUGUUGAGGUUGUAGGAAAGGUCGCUGAUAUUGAUGGCGGGAUCGGUAUUCGGGUCCUUGGAACAACUGAUUGGGGUAACCCAGCGGACUGUGAUUACAAGAUCUAUGAACAGGUGGUCGAGGCGACACACCGCGUCAAGUCUAUUUUCUACGAUGCUGAGUGA
Penicillium malachiteum is the source of this 360-nucleotide messenger RNA. RefSeq names its product putative ssDNA binding protein Ssb3. NCBI's taxonomy places the organism in Eukaryota, Fungi, Ascomycota, Eurotiomycetes, Eurotiales, Aspergillaceae. Gene Ontology annotation, molecular function: damaged DNA binding; single-stranded DNA binding. Gene Ontology annotation, biological process: double-strand break repair via homologous recombination; nucleotide-excision repair; mismatch repair. Bases 1 to 360 code for a protein of 119 amino acids. The transcript is spliced from 3 exons. The record is from RefSeq and is a predicted model, not a curated record. Gene Ontology annotation, cellular component: DNA replication factor A complex; nucleus; site of double-strand break.